Zasmidium cellare ATCC 36951 is the source of this 1665-nucleotide messenger RNA. RefSeq lists its product as uncharacterized. Bases 1 to 1665 code for a protein of 554 amino acids. Gene Ontology annotation, molecular function: oxidoreductase activity, acting on the CH-CH group of donors; flavin adenine dinucleotide binding. The record is from RefSeq and is a predicted model, not a curated record. NCBI's taxonomy places the organism in Eukaryota, Fungi, Ascomycota, Dothideomycetes, Mycosphaerellales, Mycosphaerellaceae. The transcript has 3 exons.
AUGUCCAAGGUGUUCAAGGCCGAGGAGGUCGCGGCUCACAAGAAGCCCGACGACCUCUACAUCAUCGUCGACCAAGAUGUCUACGAUCUUACACAGUUCCAGGAUGAGCAUCCCGGAGGCAAGAAGAUCCUCCAGAGGGUUGCCGGCAAGGACGCGAGCAAGCAGUUUUGGAAAUACCACAACGAGAGCAUCCUCAAGAAGUACCAGAGCAAGCUGCAAGUCGGAUCUCUAGACAGCAAGCCGCAGCCUGCCGCGCCAACCCCUCCGCCAUCACCACCGGCCAAGCAAGAGAAGGAGAAGGUUGUCCCACAGGCCGAGUCUGGCGUUGUGGCCGCCGUUCCAGGCCCCGAUGCAGAGGAAGAGGCAGAGGCAAUGGAUCAGUUCGGCGACAUGGUCCCAUACGCAGACCCAUCCUGGUACCAAACUUACCACACUCCAUACUUCAACCAAUCCCACGCAGAUCUCCGAGCCGAAGUACGACAGUGGGUUGAGGACGAGAUUAUGCCAAACGUUACGGAGUGGGACGAGGCCAAGAAGGUGCCAGACAGCAUCUACAAGCAGAUGGGUGAGCGUGGAUACCUCGCCGGUCUCAUGGGUCUGCAUAAGUGGCCCACGCACCUCACAAACCACGCCGUCAAGUCUGUGCCAGCCGAGAAGUGGGAUCUCUUCCAUGAGAUGCUGCUUACUGACGAGCUGUCCCGUGCCGGAUCCGGUGGUUUCGUGUGGAAUGUCAUCGGAGGUUUUGGUAUUGGUGGCCCACCAGUCGUGAAGCACGGCAAGAAGGAGUUGAUUGACCGCAUCAUGCCUGGCAUUCUCAACGGUGACAAGCGCAUCUGUUUGGCCAUCACUGAGCCAGACGCUGGAUCUGAUGUGGCCAACUUGACUUGCGAGGCCAAGCUUACCGAGGAUGGCAAGCACUACAUUGUCAACGGUGAGAAGAAGUGGAUCACCAACGGUAUUUGGUGCGACUACUUCACGACCGCCGUGCGAACGGGUGGCGAGGGCAUGAACGGUGUCUCCGUCCUGCUCAUCGAGCGCGAACACGAGGGUGUCAGCACUCGCCGCAUGGACUGCCAGGGUGUCUGGAGCUCCGGCACAACCUAUGUCACCUUCGAAGACGUCAAGGUCCCAGUCGAGAACCUGAUCGGCAAGGAGAACCAGGGAUUCAAGGUCAUCAUGACCAACUUCAACCACGAGCGUAUCGGCAUCAUCAUCCAGUGCAUCCGAUUCAGCCGUGUCUGCUACGAGGAGAGCAUGAAGUACGCCCACAAGAGACGCACUUUCGGCCAGAAACUCAUCAACCACCCCGUCAUCCGUCUGAAGCUCGCACACAUGGCCCGCCAGAUCGAAGCAUCAUACUCAUGGAUGGAGUCCCUCAUCUAUCAGGCCCAGAAGAUGAACGAGCACGAGGCGAUGUUGAAGCUCGGUGGCGCCAUUGCCGGUCUCAAGGCCCAAUCCACCACGACUUUCGAAUUCUGCGCGAGAGAAGCAUCCCAGAUCUUCGGUGGUCUCAGCUACAGCAGAGGUGGCCAGGGUGCCAAGAUCGAGCGCUUGUACAGAGACGUUCGUGCAUACGCCAUUCCAGGUGGAAGUGAAGAGAUUAUGCUCGACUUGAGCAUCCGACAAGCAUUGAGGGUGCACCAGGUACUCGGCAUGAAGCUCUGA